UUAAUUUUUGACAUUCAAACUAGAUUAGAUGCGAUAAAAAUGGCGGAUGAUGUAGAAAACGACGACCAGUGGUUAUACGGCGAUAGUUCCGAUCAUAUACCUCAAGAAAAUGAUAAACCAAGCGAAAACAAUGAGGAAGUAGCCGAUAAACCCAUCGAAGAAGAAAAACCGCCGGAAAUAAAGGAAAGUGAAACUGAAGAAGCUCCUCCAGAAGAGAAUCCCGAAGAGCAACAAGAAAAUGAUGAGGAAAAUGGGGCCCCUGAAGAUGGAGAGAUUGAGAAACAACCAGGAGAUAGUGAUAAAGAAGAUUUUGAUGAAGACAGUGACGACGACGUCAACGUGGUUAUUGGGGACAUCAAAACAAGCCCCACUUACACUUCGUUAAAUAUAAAACGAGGGGGAUUAUUAACAACCACCACAAGUGAUAAAACUAAACAAGCACCGGCAGGGAAAUUUAGUAUCGAUGAAUUUGAUCAACCAGGAUCAAUAAAUGGAGUCCCUGCUACAGACUUUAAUCUUGAUUCUCUUGAAGAUAAACCAUGGAGAAAACCGGGAGCUGACAUAACAGAUUAUUUUAAUUAUGGUUUUAACGAGGAUACAUGGAAAGCUUAUUGUGAACGACAGAAAAGGUUACGUAUGAACGAAUCAGGUGUGGGAUUGGCUCCGUUGAACGCGAUAGGGAUGCCCAGGGGACCAGUGCCAAUCAUGAACGACAACAGCAAAUAUUCAGGAAAUUAUUCAACACCACGUAAGGCUGGACCACCUCCUGGUCGACGUAUGACUGGUUCUAUUGAUGUUAUAGGAGGAUUGUCCACCCGGAUGGGUUCUGCCGCAGGAAAAAUGGACGCCCCCAAGGAAAACGUCAUUCAGGUGAUGACAGCGGAUCGAAGAGAAUACAGUAGGAAACCACCAGGUUUCCCAGAUAUGUCAAUGCCACCGCCGAACUUCGAUGAUUUCCAACCAGAAUACGGAUUUAAUCCAGAACCAGAACCUUUUUAUGGUGGAUAUGAACCUACUCAAGACUCACAAUGGGGCGGAUCAGAUACAAAUGCGGGAUGGCAACCUCAAGAAAUUAAGUCAUUAACAGGUGGUCCACCACCAAUUGUACCCCCAGUAGGACCCCCAACAGGAAUUCCACCGCCAAUGGUAACAGCUCUCGGCCCAACAUCUGGUCCUAUCAAAGAAGGAUCGCCACAGCGAGAGAUACGAGAUCAAGAAAGCAGAGGACGAUCCGAAAAACCAAGAGAGAGGGAGCGAGAAAGAUCACAUCGUCGGGAAAGAUCUAGAAGUCGGUCAAGAAGACAUAAGUCCAGGUCCAGGAGUCCUAGCCAUAGAAGUCAUAGGAAGAAGAAGUCUAGGAGGCAUGAAGAUAGUGACUGACAAGAGGAGGAGUUUGAAUAUGAUAGGAGGACUGAAUAUUGAUAAUUUUUUAUUUUGUUUCCCACUUUCAAUGUAAGGAAUAAAUGUAGUUUUCAAGCAUUUAUGAAAUAAUUAAGGAUGUAUAAUAUAUAGGACUAUACAAAUUA
This is a messenger RNA of Onthophagus taurus, 1526 nucleotides long. It is a transcript of the gene Fip1, whose product is annotated as Factor interacting with poly(A) polymerase 1. The record is from RefSeq and is a predicted model, not a curated record. Gene Ontology annotation, cellular component: mRNA cleavage and polyadenylation specificity factor complex. Lineage: Eukaryota; Metazoa; Arthropoda; Insecta; Coleoptera; Scarabaeidae.